AUGAAGAUUUUCAAGUAUCACAACAUUGACACUCUGAACAGCUGGCCGGCACUUUCGCUGGCAGUGCAAUCAAACUGGGGCGGACCAACGUCAAGCGACAAGCGCGACUGGCUCUGCGGUGCGGUCUCCGAUAUGCUCAGCGAGCGGCCGGAGACAGACGCCGAGGACCUGGAGGAUGUGCUGAUCCAGGUGAUGAACGACGAGUUCGAUGUGGUGGUGGACGACGAGAGCGCAGGCAACGUUGCGGCGGAGAUCAUGGAGAUGAAGGUGCAGACGGCGCGCGGCGAGUUUGGGCCUAUUCGGCAGAUGUGGGAGAAUUACCAACAGAAGAGUCAGCAGAAGGCUGGUGGCGGUGCGGAGAUGUUUAAGAAGGUGGAGGCUAGAGAUGAGGAUCAGGAGACGGAUGAUGAGGAGGAUAGUGAUGAUGCUGAGGGGAUGGAUGUUGAUAUGGAUGAUGCACCUGCUUUGGUGAGGGCGCCGAGGGCGAAGGUCGAGCCGGAGGUUGACGAAGACGGGUUUACUAAGGUCGUCGGAAAGUCGAAGCGUUGA
Molecule: messenger RNA, 549 nt
Organism: Penicillium lagena
Lineage: Eukaryota; Fungi; Ascomycota; Eurotiomycetes; Eurotiales; Aspergillaceae
Product: pre-rRNA-processing TSR2 family protein
Exons: 2
Coding region: 1-549 (182 amino acids)
Biological process (GO): maturation of SSU-rRNA from tricistronic rRNA transcript (SSU-rRNA, 5.8S rRNA, LSU-rRNA)
Cellular component (GO): nucleus
Source: RefSeq, a predicted model, not a curated record